Messenger RNA from Aspergillus steynii IBT 23096, 1218 nucleotides. RefSeq lists its product as uncharacterized. Gene Ontology annotation, molecular function: oxidoreductase activity. NCBI's taxonomy places the organism in Eukaryota, Fungi, Ascomycota, Eurotiomycetes, Eurotiales, Aspergillaceae. The record is from RefSeq and is a predicted model, not a curated record. The coding region runs from base 1 to 1218 and encodes 405 amino acids. The transcript is spliced from 3 exons.
AUGACACCAAACCAACUCACCCUCCUCGCUGCAGUUUUCACCCUCUACCUAGCGCUAGUCCGAUACCCACGCUACGCCCGCCGCGAUGCCAUCAACAACCGCUUCACCAACCGCCCUCUCUCCAGCAUGACAAUCCCCGAAGCGCACGAAAUCAUCCGCGAACUCCGCGAGCUCGAAUUCCCAUACACAAUGCACACAGCCAUGAAGAUCUCCCUACUCAAAACCGGCUCCAUCCCCACCAUGACGAAACUUUUCCAGGCAACCGGGCAACUCAACGCCCGCAACGCGUCCAAACGCGCCGCCGACACCGAGAUCCUGCUCUCGGAGGUGCACGACCGACUGCCAGGCUCGGAUCCGCACCUGCUGAGCAUCGCGCGCAUGAACUACCUGCACGCGCGGUACCGACAGGCCGGCAAGAUCCUGGACGCGGAUAUGCUGCACACGCUUGGGUCUGCGGUCGUUGAUAUCGUGCGGGGCGUGCAGCGUUCCGAGUGGCGGGGUUUGUCGGGGGUGGAGAAGUGUGCGAUUGGGGUUUUUCAUAGGGCGUUGGGGGAGGCGUUGGGGAUUGGGUUUGGUGAGUUGCCCGGGGCAGGGAAAGAGGGGGGGUGGGAUGAUGGGGGGGUGUUUGUGGAUGAGAUUUGUGAGUGGACGAUGGGGUAUGAGAGGGAGGUUGCGAAGGUGACGGAGUCGAAUCGGGUGAUUGGGAGGCGGUUUAUGGAUCUGGCGACGGUGAAUGUGCCGAGGGGGCUGAGGGGGGUGGUGGAGGGGGUGGUGGUGAUGAGGUUGGAUGAGCAUAUUAGGUUGAGUAUGGGGUUCGAGAAACCGAAUCCGGUCCUGGUGACUCUGGUGCAUGGCAUCAUGGCACUCCGCAAACGAAUCCUGCGGUACCUGAGUCUCCCUCGGCCUGGGUUUAUGCGCGUACAAGUGCUCGAUGACGAGCCGGACAAGGCCACGGGGCUGUAUAGGACGAGUCUGUGGAUCGCGCAUCCGUGGUACGUGCAGCCUACGUUUAUGCGUCGGUGGGGACCAAAGGCGUGGUUUGUCCGGCUGUUUGGCAGCGGGGCGGUGCCCACGCCGGAGGGCAAAUAUCGCGAGAGUGGAUACGAUCUGUGGACGAUUGGACCGGCAGCGCAGGAGAAGAGAGGGAGGGAGGAUAUGGAGGCGCUGUUUGAGGGAUUGAAGCAGAGUGGAUAUACCCAAUGUCCGUUCCACGGUUAG